AUGUNUUCCGGGGGGAACGAAAUCGGCGCUGAAGGAGCACAACACAUUGCGGAUGCGCUCCGAACGAAUACGACACUCACUACACUUAACCUCAGUGGGAACGAAAUCGGCGCUGAAGGAGCACAACACAUUGCGGAUGCGCUGCGAACGAAUACGAUACUCACCACACUUGACCUCAGGGCGAACCGAAUCGGUGCUGAAGGAGCACAACACAUUGCUAAUGCGCUGCGGACGAAUACGACACUCACCACACUUGAACUCGGGCGCUACGAAAUCUGUGAUAGAAUACCUCAACACAUUGCAGAUGCAUUGGAAAGGAAUAUAAGCGCCAAGAUGGUAUAG
Molecule: messenger RNA, 342 nt
Organism: Adineta ricciae
Lineage: Eukaryota; Metazoa; Rotifera; Eurotatoria; Adinetida; Adinetidae
Source: the annotation of a GenBank genome assembly